Molecule: messenger RNA, 346 nt
Organism: Urocitellus parryii (Arctic ground squirrel)
Lineage: Eukaryota; Metazoa; Chordata; Mammalia; Rodentia; Sciuridae
Gene: Frey1
Product: Frey regulator of sperm-oocyte fusion 1
Biological process (GO): fusion of sperm to egg plasma membrane involved in single fertilization; sperm-egg recognition
Cellular component (GO): endoplasmic reticulum membrane
Source: RefSeq, a predicted model, not a curated record
CCAGGGCCUGUGUAGGAGAUGGUUCUCGCCAUGAUGGGGGCUCUGUACCCCAGGGCUGGGCUCAGUCUCUUCCUCUUGUACCUCAUCCUGGCGGCGGCUCUCCUUCGCCCCCAGCCCCUGAGGUCUCAGCGGUCUGUUCCUGAGGAGUUCUCCGCCCCGCUGGAACUCUCGCAGCCACUUUCGGGACUGAUGGAUGACUAUGGGGUCCGACCCAAGCACCCCUGGCCACGAGGGCCUCGGCCCCUCCUCUCCCAGGCCCAGCAGCGCAAGCGGGACGGGCCAGACAUGGCUGAGUAUUACUACGAUGCACACCUGUGACGGGAAGCCCGCAUAAAGAKAUUCUGUG